This is a messenger RNA of Anneissia japonica, 2366 nucleotides long. Its product is annotated as ufm1-specific protease 2-like. The transcript is spliced from 12 exons. The record is from RefSeq and is a predicted model, not a curated record. The coding region runs from base 137 to 1915 and encodes 592 amino acids. Lineage: Eukaryota; Metazoa; Echinodermata; Crinoidea; Comatulida; Comatulidae.
CUGUAUUGUUAUAAACGAACAAAAUAUUUUUACGGUGAUCUGUUUUUCUUGGUAUUCUCGUUCUUUAUAGAUUACGUUCUAUGCUUUAGUAUAUGUUCUUGAUAUUAUUAGAAGGCCUAGCCUUUUUAUUAAUUGCAUGAGAUUAAACUGUUAUCAACCAGAAAAUGGGCAAAUUGGUUUUCUUCUUGGAAAUUACUCUAAAAAGGUCAUCACAAUAUUGUCUUGCAGCUCCUGUGGGUCAAGUGACAGCUUGGAUUUGAAGUUUUCAGAAACUAUCGAACUACUACCCGGAGGAAUAAGCGUUGUUGGAGUCUUGUUUCAAACUCAAGAAGAUGCUGACAUUAAUCUGAUUAAACAGUUUUGCCACAAAAAUGUUUCUAAAGAAUUUGAGUCACUGUGUAACACAGAAUACCUUGUCGUCUGUUGUGUGUCAGAGAAUGUCGGUUCAAUUAUUCCCAAGGAGAAUGUGUUCCUCUACAACUUGGAGCAACAUGAUGUUACGUUAGCGCAGGUGAACGCUGAAUCGUCUCCUGUUGAUUUGUUGACAUUCAGGAUAACUGCGGACUUACCCGUAAAGUUUACAACCAAUGAGAAAGCAGAUUUACUUAGCACAGCUAUUUCACAUAUCGCACUUUUGAAGCAGGACAUUCAGUCAGACAGAGCAGUCUUUCAGAUUAACAACAGCGAAAUACUUAUGGCGGAUGAACAGCUUGAAUCACUUCACACUUCACUGGAGCCCAACGACGUAGCAACAAACAUCUUGGACCACAUUGAAGAGAAAGUGGAGGAUAGUUUUAGCAGGAUGAAAGGAAAAAAGAGUAAGAAGAAAACCUCUGGUGAACAGGUGGUUGAUGUUUCAUUGAUGUUACAAAUCACACAGUCACCUCAGAAAGCUGAAGCACCAGUUGCAUACUACAAGUCUGGAUUAUCACAAGAAGUUAGUUUCCAUCUGCCAGUUAACGCCAUCGUUCAGACUCCAGGCUCAACGCCAGCUUGCCGGCUUGCUGGUCUUUUCAUCACUUGCAUAUGUAGACAACUUACUGCUAUGACAAUGUGUAUGCAAAAAUACUCAGCAAAUGAAAUUUGUUUGGCCAGACCGUACCACUUUAAACCACUGGGGUGUGACCCGUUUAUAACAAUUCUGUAUCCAGACGGCAAAACUGAUGAGGAGUUAGAAUCAAAGAGGAGUCAGUUACAUGAAUUGCUGUUACUCCCUCAGGAUAGGCCAUUACUCAGAAGGUGCAAUGCCUACCGUUUCCCAGCUGAUAAGAAGGGCAAUGUUUAUCUGGAAAAUACACAUAUUGGUCUGAAAAAUGAUGGAUCUGAUGGCAGCAAAGUUUACCUUGUUCACGGAACAUACUCAUACCAUCACUACAUGCAGGAUAAAUUCAACGACGAUAAGUGGGGUUGCGCAUACCGGUCCCUGCAAACCAUUGUGUCUUGGUUUCGACACCAGGGCUACACAGACGUACCGGUGCCGAGCCACAGAGUCAUCCAGCAGACGCUGGUUGAUGUCGGAGAUAAAGAUGCUAAUUUUGUCGGCUCUAAGAAAUGGAUUGGAUCUAUUGAGGUGUGUACUGUUCUGAACCAACUUCUCGAGGUAACCUCAAAGAUAAUGUUUGUCAAUACGGGCUCUGAAAUGGCAAACAAAGGCCGAGAGUUAGCUCAGCAUUUUGAGAUACAAGGAACACCCAUAAUGAUAGGUGGUGGUGUGUUAGCACAUACUAUUCUAGGUGUUGACUUCAAUGAGAAGUCUGGGGAGAUUAGGUUCCUUAUCUUGGACCCACACUACACUGGCUCUGAAGACAUUAAGGUGAUACAGGAUAAGGGUUGGUGUGGCUGGAAAGGACCGGAUUUCUGGGAUCAGAAUGUAUUUUACAACCUGUGUUUGCCUCAGAGGCCGAAGGUUAUAUAAACCUACCAUGUGGAAUUAAACAUCUAUAAUUUCUCACUGGUUCUCACUGGCUAAAUAGCUAUUUUUUCCAUGAACCAUGCACAUCAAUCAGCCAAGUGAUCAGAACGAGUAAACAAACCCCCAUUAAAUAUGCCCUUGAAACAAAAACGCCAGAGUGGAUGGGGGCUUAACCAUAACCCAGUUGGCCCUAUGUGGCCCGAAGGUAGUAGGGUCCAAAGAGGCCUAGCCAGGGGCCUCGGGUUAAUUUAUUUCACCACUGAAUCUAUCACAAUUUACUAGACAUUAUUAUAAAUAAUGAGGUAAUAUUGUUGACAUCAAGUUGAUAUAUGUACAAAAUGUUAUAAAACAGGAGAAAAAACUUUUAAAAAAUAUAAUUGCACUGGUUACAGGAUCAUCAGGAUAUGUAAUAUACAUUAUUAAAUAAUAAAUAUAUUCUUGAUUAAGUAUGUAA